GUCAUACGGAAGGGUUCCUUCCAGGCAGAGCCCAACCGCUGACACCCACGCUGUAAGAUUAAUGCCAAUGAUGUAGUCUGGUUUCAUAGUGAAACCAGCAGAAGAGGCUAAUUGUCAUUCUACAGAACCUCGGUGUGGGAAUUCAACUGGACCUUCUCCUCUCUCUUGGGUGUUUACCGUAGAGUUUGUGGAAUGCUGCUGGACGAGACUCCACUCUUUGACCCGUCUCUGCUUCAGGAGCUAGACUGGAGUAGCAAUAGUGUUUCUUUCUCUCCUCCCAUCUCCCCCUCCAGCCCCGGUGAGGGUCUGGUGAUCAGGCCGCUCUGCACAGCCGACUUCAACCGGGGGUUUUUCAAGGUUUUAUCUCAACUCACCCAGACUGGUGACGUCACACCAGAGCAAUUUACAAAAAAGUUUGAGCACAUGAAGAAAACAGGAGACUACUAUGUUGUGGUGGUGGAGGACACAACUCUAGGACAGAUUGUUGCCACGGCAACAUUGAUCACAGAACAUAAAUUCAUCCACUCCUGUGCUAAGAGAGGCCGAGUGGAGGAGGUCGUGGUCAGCGAUGUGUGCAGAGGGAAGCAACUGGGGAAACUGUUAGUUUCAACUCUUCUUCUGCUCAGCAAAAAACUUGAUUGCUACAAAAUCACACUGGAAUGUGCACCCAAAAAUGUGGCUUUCUACCAGAAGUUUGGCUACAAAGCUUCAGAUGAGACCUACAUGCAGUGCAGAUUCUUUGACUGAGGACAAAGCAGCGGAAAGUCCCUGUUUUUUGGGGCAUGGACCUCACAUUCUUUCACCCGCAAACAUGAGAACUUCUUGAGAAUUUGUGGUUUGGAUUAUGAGUUGUUGUGACAAAUGUACGUUGAAGAAGCCCUCCUUUCAGUCAGUGAACUUCUGCCCCUUUGGUAACCAAGGCUACCUCAACAGGGUGGAGCUCUAGCAAUGUCUGUUCCCCUGUGAUCUGAAGAGAAGGAACACCAAUUACAGCAAAUUUAAUGUCUUAUUUUGUAACAUUAUUUGCUUUUGCACUGACACAUAAUACAUUUUUUUUCUGUAGCUGCGAUGCAAUUGCAGUAAAUACAUGAGCUUGGAAAAUCACGAUGGUAUCAAAUCAUGCUCUAUAUCUGAAACAGAUUAGUAAUAGUAAAAAUGGUUCACUACAGCCACGAACGCUUGAUUCAUAUGUUGUCUUACAAAUAUGAUCGUCAGAGGCAAAUCACCAAAGAAAAGCUGCUUUUCUUUAAAGUGACUAAUCUGUUCUCUCAAGAUUUUGGGCUUUUCUGGGUUGCAUUUUUCUAAUAAGUUUUUUUUUUUUAGUAUAACAAGAACCAGACAGUUCAAGAGGUUUUGUAUUCGGUCAGUAUGUGAAAUUCCAUCUGAAUCAUAGGAGGAAACUUCUCACAGGCCAAGGAUAGAAGUGAUUUUUGUAAAACUCUUAUUUAAGUUUUUUAAUUAUGCUGUUAUUUCUGGUGAACAGGGAUCAUAUUUAAUGUAAUUUAUUUUCAGAUAUCCAAUAGUCAAAUAAAAUAUUCUAUCCAUCUGA
This is a messenger RNA of Sphaeramia orbicularis (orbiculate cardinalfish), 1549 nucleotides long. RefSeq names its product glucosamine-phosphate N-acetyltransferase 1 (gene gnpnat1). The record is from RefSeq and is a predicted model, not a curated record. Lineage: Eukaryota; Metazoa; Chordata; Actinopteri; Kurtiformes; Apogonidae. Gene Ontology annotation, molecular function: glucosamine 6-phosphate N-acetyltransferase activity. The transcript is spliced from 6 exons. The coding region runs from base 193 to 747 and encodes 184 amino acids.